AUGGCGUCCGUACCGAGAGGCCUCAUUUCUCGCAUCAGCCACCCUUCUCCCUCGCAAUCUCUUCCCGUUUGUAGUUUCUUUUUCCUCCAACGAUUCAGCUCCGAUGCUGGGUUCGUCGAGGGUAUUGAAUCCGAUGUAACCGAGAUUGGAUGUGGGAAUAAGAAACCGAAGCAUUUGACAAUGCCUGUGUUGGGUCACUUCAGAGCUCAAGGUGUGGCGUUGAAGAAGAAGUUGAGAGAGUUUCCUGUGAUGGAAGAUGCUCUUCUUCCGGUUGUAGGGCUGUUCGUUUGGUUGCCGCCAGUCUUGCGGCUGCGGCUAAGACCUGCGGCUAAUCUUGUUCGUUUCGUUGACGCGGAUGACCUGCGGCAGCGGCUGCGGCUGGACGCGACAUUUGCGUCUGACGCAGAUAAAAAGCAGCCUCUCUCCAUCUCGAGCUCUCUCCAUCUCAAGCUCUCUCCAUCUCGAGCUUCUCUCCAUCUCAAGCUCUUCCAAGCUUUGUUUGUCUCUCACUCUCUGGACUUGUUGGGUUUUUGUUCCUCCUCAAAGCCAGACCAUCUGAAGCUCAGAUCCUCUCAAGCUCUCUCUGGAGGCUCAUCUCGAGCUCUCUUCUCCGCAAAACCACUCCGAGCUCUCUCAGUCUCAGACUCUCCCAAGCUCUCACUCUUCUCCAACGACGAGGAUUACGGUAUCAUCAACGUGUUAGCUAGAGCUUUUGCGUUGGACGUGAUCACGUAUCAAGCUCUCUUAUCUCAAGCUUACACUCUCAAGUUCACACACUCAAGCUCAGAUCCUAUCAAGCUAAGAUCCUCUCAAGUUCCUUACCUCUUAAAGUUUGGCUCUGUCGUCUCAAGUUCAGACCCUCUCAAGCUCAAGCUGCUGCUGUUCUCAAGGUUCUCUCGUCUCAAAUUCAGACCCUCUCAAAACACUCUCAAACUCAGAACCUCUCAAGUUCAGACUCUCUCAAGACCCUCUCAAGUCAGACUAGCUCCACUCGCUAUCAUAAGGCUCUCUCGUCUGAAGCUCACACACUCAAGUUCACACCCUCUCAAGUUCAGACUCUCUCAAGUUCAGACUCUCUCAAGUUCCUUGCCUCUUAAACUUUGGUAUCAAGCUCACACAUUCAAGCUCAAACCCUCCCAAGUUCUCGCUCUCAAUCAUUUAAGACUUGAUACUUGA
Eruca vesicaria subsp. sativa (arugula) is the source of this 1176-nucleotide messenger RNA. The record is from the annotation of a GenBank genome assembly. NCBI's taxonomy places the organism in Eukaryota, Viridiplantae, Streptophyta, Magnoliopsida, Brassicales, Brassicaceae.